Saccoglossus kowalevskii is the source of this 557-nucleotide messenger RNA. RefSeq lists its product as uncharacterized. The record is from RefSeq and is a predicted model, not a curated record. Gene Ontology annotation, molecular function: protein binding; lipid carrier activity. Gene Ontology annotation, biological process: lipid transport. Lineage: Eukaryota; Metazoa; Hemichordata; Enteropneusta; Harrimaniidae.
UUCGCAACAAUGAACCAAUGGGAGGAUUUUCUACCGUUUUUGAACAGGUGUUGAGAGGUGGUGUACCAUUAUAUUUCACAAUCUCUGCAAUGAAUUCAGCUGGUGCUGUAACCAAAAUUACCUGUGAAUUACCAACAUAUGAUGUAACGUUACCUGGUGGACGUGUGGUUCCCGAUUUCCUGUCAACAAGUCAUCCAAACAUUUUGAGGGCGUCAGCUGUGGCAUUGGAUGAUUCCGUUAUUGUAGAGGAGCAGGUAUCCGUUGGGUUUGGUUAUGAGAUAUACGGUUAUCAAUUAGUAGAUUGGACUGGCUUUGAUUCAGACAAAAUUAUUCAUGAUGUUGACAUCAGUAUUGAUGACCCACUUGGUACCAAGAGUUUGGAGUAUUUUGUUCCACCGCGAUUAGGACGAUUGAUGUCAACGUCUCACCCACACGACCUCUUACCUGUAUGCAACAAACUGUGCUAAAGACUGUCUAGCCCUCCCUCCCUCCAAGUGUCUUAGUUUUAAUUAUGAACUACGGUGAAAGCGGAUUGUGUGAGCUUUUAGAAGAAAUUG